Python bivittatus (Burmese python) is the source of this 2717-nucleotide messenger RNA. It is a transcript of the gene DDIT4L, whose product is annotated as DNA damage inducible transcript 4 like. Gene Ontology annotation, cellular component: cytoplasm. NCBI's taxonomy places the organism in Eukaryota, Metazoa, Chordata, Lepidosauria, Squamata, Pythonidae. The record is from RefSeq and is a predicted model, not a curated record. Gene Ontology annotation, biological process: negative regulation of signal transduction.
GAGACCGGGCAGGCGGCAGAGGUCUAAGCUGGCAUAUAAAAAGGACGGGGCGAUGGUUGGUGGCUAGAUGUUCGUGUCCGUGGUCUCUCUUUCUUUCCCUUCUGUUUAAUAUGUGCUUUCUGAUGACACUGCAGUCUCUGUUCUAACAAAGUUUGUGUACUUUACUUUCCGCAGGUAAGAACUGUGCUGGAAGUUGAAUUAAUAAACGAAUGCUAACUAGAAUAACAAUUUUCCAUUUCCUUUUAAGUUAUUUUUGUACUUAAAGACGUUUUAGGAGGUGUUUUGUUUUAAUUAAACUUUAAAGUGUGUUUGUAAUGGACUUAAAACUGUAUUUCCCUUGACACAGGAUUGCAAAUGACUCAUGGGGUGUAAUUCAUUUACCAAGGAGUAGCCCUUAUUGAAGCCGGUGGAAUUUACUCCUGGUGGAUGUCUAGGGCUUAGCAGGUGUCCGCCACUAGCUGACCUUGGUCGAUCUUGAAAAAUCAGAAUUUGCUCUGGUUUUUCCUUGGAGGGGAGACUACCAGGUAUUUCCAGAGCUUUUGGCUAGAUUGGAGUGUUGAAAUCCCUUUUUAAAUUGGACAUGUCCAUAUCCUUGCCAAGAAAUAAAAAUGCGGGGAAGUGUACGGGAUUGGUGGCUUAGACCUCUGGGCAUGGCCAUUAUUUUCCUGAUGCCACAUCGUAGUGUUCACCUGCCUUAUCUUCUAACAAUCUCUCAGUCAAUUGGAUUUGCUUCCUCAUAGUCAGAAUUGUAAGGUGCACCACGGAGCUGUUGAUGGUGAAUGUACUUCUUCAGAAUGGUUGCAACCAACAGCUUAAACAAUAAAUAUUCUGAACUGAGUCAGCAGCGAUUUCAGCAGGCAUCCUUCUCUGACUUUGACUACUGGGAUUUCGUAGCGCCUGAGCCCAACUUUAAUGAGAUGGUGUUUGAGGAACGAACAUGUCAGAAUCUAAUUAGAAUGCUGGAGAACUGCCUCUCUAAAUCAAAACAGACUAGACUGCAUUGCUCAAGGGUCUUAGUCCCUGACAAACUGACUCGGAGGAUAGCUCAAGAUGUCUUGCGUCUCUCUUCUAUGGAGCCUUGUGGUUUGCGGGGCUGCAUUAUUCAUGUCAGCUUGGAAACUGGAAAUGUAUGUAAAAAGCUGGAUAAGAUUGUUUGUGACCCCAGUGUCAUUCCCACUUUUGAACUGACACUGGUGUUCAAGCAAGACAAUGGUUCCUGGCCCAGCUUCAGGAGUUUAUUCCCCAGAGUUUGCUUUACUUCCAGCUGUAAACAGACUCUGAUCCUGAGACCUGGCUUUCGUCUAAUUAAGAAAAAAUUAUAUUCCUUGAUUGGGACCGUUGUUGAAGAAUGCUGAAAAGUGUGCUAGUUAAAAAAGUUGAGCUUAAAACCCUUAGAAAUUGGAGUGGUAUUUGCACAAGACCUGUCUAUGGCCUUGAAGCCGGCAAAGUCUUUGUAAAGCUAUCUGGUGCUUUGUAAAAUGAGAAGCAGUGCAGCUCCUUGAUACUUGAAACAUUCCUCAGUUAGCAAAGAUUUGGCAAGCCCAGUCGCCAUCCUGAUUGCCAUUUAUUGCUAGCAGUUGCACUAAAUGUAGCCCUUGCUCUUUGGUAUUCUUUGAUAUUUUUUUAAGCUGAGUUCCCUAGAUUCACAGUGUUCUUAAUUCAAAUUAGGGGAAAUUACUCACACAUUUUCAAGGAACAAACAGGUCUCUAGGACUAAAUAGGUCAAAGAGGUAGGGAUGAUGCUUCCAAAGUGUUGCUCAUAACUGCAUUGGUAGCAUCAGAUAAAAGAGACAGGUCAAGUCUAUUUGGAAAGUGAUACUUAUGAAAGGCUUUGGAGUUAUUGUUGCUUUGUUCUUCAAGGUCAUCUUCUAAAUCUUUUUAGAUUAAUAAAAUUUGCCAUAGUUCCUGUAUGACAUUCAGAAGCCUUACUCUAGCUGCCUGCAACCUGGUGUCUUCUAGAUGUAUUGCUGCCACAACUGCCAGCGAACCGACCCAGCAAUGACCAAAGGCUGGAAAUUUUGGGAGUUUUACUCCCAACAUUUCUAAGGAGUGCCAGCUUGAAGAAGGUUGUUUUACUUGCUGUGAUUGACUUGCCUUCCAAGCUAAAGGGUUUGCAGGAAGCUAGCUUGCCCUAAUAAUCAUGAAUAAUCGUAUAUAGUUGUUCUACACUCAGUUUCUUCAAAUGUGACAGUACUGAAGUCUACAGAACACUUUAUGUAGGUUUGGCACUGAAUAGUUUGUGUUGGUUUGUAUUCAGUUUAUUAGAAUAAUUAUUUGUUGUCCUGACACAUUUCACUUAGCCUGCCCAAUAUGGGAAUUAAAAGCGCUCUAUGGAAUUUUUUUUUUCAUUGCUGGUGGUCUCUACAAUUGAAAGUGAAGAGCAAUAAUCUAGAAUCCACAAAUCCAGUUGUUAGUUGUAGAUGGUGUCAGAGGCCACUGCUUCACCAUAAACUUUGAGGCUCUUAUUAAGCUGAUUCCUGCAAAGAAUCAAUGAAAUACUUGCUACUCCUUUCCUUCAGUGAUUCUUGGUUGAGUUAUGGAAAAUAUCAAUAGAGAUAAGGCAACCAAGGUUUGGAUAUUCAGCUUUCUUCCAGACACACAUCUACACUGCAGAUAUCCAUAAUCAAGGAGCAAACUGUAUAAUUCUUAGCACAAUUACACACACACACACACACACACACGGGAGAUUCCACAGAAGGUCAUGGAGAAUAACAGGG